Molecule: messenger RNA, 345 nt
Organism: Leptosomus discolor (cuckoo roller)
Lineage: Eukaryota; Metazoa; Chordata; Aves; Leptosomiformes; Leptosomidae
Source: RefSeq, a predicted model, not a curated record
UCUGAAGAAGAUUUUCUUGAAAGGAGGAAAGAGGUGGAAAGGCUCCUGAAGAAGAAUGCAGACUGGAUAUGGGACUGGUCCAGCAGGCCGGAGAACAUCCCACCCAAGGAAUUCCUUUUUAAACACCCCAGGCGCACAGCUACUCUCAGCAUGAGAAAUACCAGCGUCAUGAAGAAAGGGGGGAUAUUCUCAGCAGAGUUUUUGAAGGUUUUUCUUCCGUCUCUGCUGCUUUCUCACUUGCUUGCCAUCGGACUAGGGUAAGUUUCAGUCCAAAAAAAAAAAAACCCAACCCAGAAAGGGGUCCUGAACCGACCGGGUGUGCGCAGCCGGAAGCUGCGUUCCACG